Messenger RNA from Saprolegnia parasitica CBS 223.65, 1860 nucleotides. Its product is annotated as CAMK/CAMKL protein kinase. Gene Ontology annotation, biological process: protein phosphorylation; intracellular signal transduction. Gene Ontology annotation, cellular component: cytoplasm. The coding region runs from base 1 to 1860 and encodes 619 amino acids. The record is from RefSeq and is a predicted model, not a curated record. Lineage: Eukaryota; Oomycota; Saprolegniomycetes; Saprolegniales; Saprolegniaceae. Gene Ontology annotation, molecular function: ATP binding; protein serine/threonine kinase activity. The transcript has 10 exons.
AUGGGCGACUUUGACGACGGCUUCAACGAGCACGACGUCCAGGGCCGGCCCAUCAAGGCCUACAAGAACGGGUGCUUUGAGAACCACAAGACGCUCUUUGUGCAGCCCCACUGGACAUGGGACGACUUUCUCUGCUCGUGCUCGCAGCGCCUCGAGAUGGUCCCGAUGGCGUCGCGCGUCUUCAACUCGGACGGCGUCGAGGUCGACGACCUCAUGUGCAUUGAGGAAGGCGACAUGCUCUUCUUCUCGACGGGCGCGCCGUUCCAGAUUCCGGGCCAAACCGAAGCCGAGGCCAGCAGCGUCGACAACAUUGGCAGCGGCGGCGUCGUUGGCGGGUACCGCGUCACGACGCUGCUCGGUCGCGGCGGCUUUGGCGAGGUCCGCCUCGGCGUCCACCAGCUCACGAACGAGAAAGUCGCGCUCAAAUUCAUCCUCAAGAGCGAGAUGGGGUCGCUAGGCGACGUGGAGCGCACGACGACCGAGAUCCAGUGCCUCACGGCGCUCAACCACCCGAGCAUCAUCAAGCUCAUCCGCGUAUUUAACGAGCCCAACCACGUCGUGCUCGUGUUCGAGCUCCUCGACGGUGGCGACCUGUACCAUCACCUCGUGCACCUCCCGAGCGGCGCUGGCCUCGUCGAGGAAGAGGGCGCGCUCGUCUUCUCCCAGAUCCUAUCGGGCGUCGGGUAUGCGCACAACCAACACAUUUGCCACCGCGAUCUCAAGCUUGAGAACAUUCUACUACAAAACGACCUCAACAGCGUCAAGAUUGCCGACUUUGGCUUGAGCGACUUUUACCGACCGGGUGCGAUGGCCAAAACGACGUGCGGGUCCAUCUCGUACCUCCCGCCCGAGGUGUUUCGCGGCACGUCCAACGCAGGACCGCCGCUGGACGUGUGGAGUCUGGGCGUGAUCUUGUUUGCGAUCGUGUGCGGCCGCCUGCCGUUCGAGGGCUCGGACCUCAGGGGCACCAACCGACCGCGCGAAAAUGUCAUUCGCAACCGCAUCAUGCGCGCGCAGUACAAGCUCGACGAGACGCUCAGUCCCGAAGUGACGGAUUUGAUCACGCGCAUGCUGCAACCGGACCCGGUCGAGCGGGCAACGAUCCCCGAGAUCUUCUCGCACCCGUGGCUGCGCGGGAAGGCGAGCUACUCGAGCAUGGAGAGUCUCAUGGCGGCGUCGCCUUCCAAAGACGGCGACGACGACGACGACGCCGAGGCAUUCACGCUGCAGAUCGCCAAGCCGACAACCGACGCCGCAAUACCACAGACUACUCCAUGCACGACGACCGCCGACGAGAGCAGCAGCGUCGACGAGAGCAACAAGCUGCCGAAAGCCGCAGUGCGCACGACGUCCAACCCGCUCGUGCCGACUUUAAGCGGGUUGAGCACACCGCCGUCGUCGACGCUCGUCAUGACGCCGCACGCGGCGGGGCACCACCGGGGCGGCCGCACGUUGCGCACGGGCGACGCCAAGCCGCCGCACCACACGCGGUCGCCGCGGCCGGCGUCCACGACCCCCGUGACGAUCCCGGCGCUCAACACGAACGCGCUGGUGAUGCCGAAAGUGACGCCCGCCGAGAAGGCCAUCAACUGCUUGACGCCAACGCACUCGGCGAAGCGCAUGCCGCCGACGCAUUCGCCGCUCUCCGUGUGUCCGAAAUCUCCGAAACCAACGGCGGCGACCGACAAGCUGGGACGGCCGCGCCGCGACGAGCGACCACCGCCCAUCCAUCCGAUGGACGACCGCGCGGGCACGGCCGCCAAAGCCAAGCGACGAGGCAUGGAACACAGCUCGUCGGAUCCCCAUGGCAAGACGAUCGUAGACAGUAUAACAGCCACGACGCUCGAGCCGAUUGGCUAG